Messenger RNA from Gallus gallus (chicken), 11519 nucleotides. RefSeq names its product kelch like family member 5 (gene KLHL5). Gene Ontology annotation, molecular function: protein binding. Lineage: Eukaryota; Metazoa; Chordata; Aves; Galliformes; Phasianidae. The transcript is spliced from 11 exons. Bases 8269 to 10047 code for a protein of 592 amino acids. The record is from RefSeq and is a predicted model, not a curated record.
GGGCCCUCUGAAGAUCAGCUACUCCAACCCCCCUGUUGACACAGGUUCUCUGGAGUAGAUUGCACAGGAAAGCGUCCAGGUGGGUUUUGAAUUUCUCCAGAGAAGCAGACCUCACAUCUCUCUUGGGCAGCCUGUUUCAGAGUUCUGUCACCCCUUACAAUUUCAAAAAACCACAAUUUGUCCAAGUGUUUUGCAUGACUUCAGCUUUUUAAGCCUUUGAAAAAUACCUUGAAAAUGUAAGCUGUUUCUCAUUGUUAUACAUCCUCAAUUUUAGGCAGGGAAAGGAGGGAGAGGAUAGGUUUUCAUUCUUUUUAGAUUAAACAUCAGUAACCAGAAGACUGCUGUGGAUACUUUCUUGUUUCAAGUUCUGUUUUUGGUAGUCUUUCUUUGUAUGUUUCCUAUGCUUGCAAUUGAAGACUUUUUGUUCAGCUCUAUAGGCUUUCUGUCUUCAUCAAUAAAGCUCUUGUUCUCACCUUGGCUAAGCAUUACACAAACAGCAUUGGAAAGGAGAACAUAAAAUGAAAAAUUAAUUAGCUUUCUGAAACAGAGGGCAUUAGGAGGCCAGAACCGUGACUAUUUAUUUUAUCAUUCUUUGUUCUGUGAUUACAGUGUUGUGGAAGGUGUUUGUUUUCAAAAAUAAAAACAAAUCCUCCUUUCCAAUCUCAGUUCUAAUUGGAGUUUAAACCUUGGAGAAGGAAAGUUCUGCAGCACACACUCUGCUAACUCUGACAACCUCAGUAUCUGAGGUAUGAAUUUCUUCUUCUGAAAGACCAUAUUAAAAGCAAUUACUAAAGAGAAUUAAAAGAACUGUGACAAUAAUUUGGAAAACCAAACAUGAAACAUAAAAAAUAGUUCAACUUUGCAGCUGUAAGCAAGAAGCUUUGAUUUUUAAACUUUUUGCUCUUUCUGUUUCCCCCUAGUUUGCCUGAAGCUACUUCUGUUCAGUUAAUUAAUAGGCUGUAUUUUAAAAGCUGGACUUAGAUGGAGCAAAAUGGACUUCCUGUUCUUGCUUCCAUAUGUUUCGCAGUGUUUUCAGAAUAAAUGGAAGGACAUUAUGUUACAGUUUACUCAUGGUUUGGUAACUGUGCUCAUUGUUGUUUAUUGACAGCCAUAUUUUUGACUGCAGGAGCUAUUUGCACAUUACCUUUUCAGUAUUAUCAUCAAAUAUGCACGUCUUGCAGCCUAUCGAACUAUUGGCUGUUUCACUUCUAAGGACUCCUCUUUUUAUGCCUUGAAAUUCUUAAAUCCCCCUUGCUGUAUAGAUACUACUCAUAAAGGAGAGAGAGCAAUGAAGGAGAAGGGGAGGAAAGAAGAAGCUGUGAUGAGAAUGCCUUCUGCAUUCUUCAUAUCAGCCUGGUCUCAAAAACCGAUUUCAAAUUAUGCUAUGUUGUCAUGCAAUCCCAAUUAGAACAAAAUAAAAAUAAUUAAAAAGGAGAAAGAUGCAUAAUCUCAAAUCUUUUCGGUUAUUUUUAAUUUCUCGUGUUUGUUUGUUUGUUUUCUGAUGUGCCUUCUGUUCCUUCUGCCACGUCACCAUUGUCUCCUGUCUUUUGAAGCUGUAAAAUGAAAAUAAUGAUAAUAAUUUGGCAUUUAUAUGGGCACUGUAGGCAAGAAGAGGAUGACAAAGUAAUCUUUCUAGUAUAGAUUUGAGUUGAUAUGGGGACAAAUGGUGUCAUUCAUCAUUCUAAAAAUAGAAGCACACACCAUCAUUAUGCUUACCAUAGACUCGUUUUCAGAGUCAACAGCACCUGUCAACGUCACCUUAAAAUACUCCUCUAGAGUAAAUGAAAUAUUCACAUAUUACUGCUAGGUAAUAUGUGUGCAUAUUCAUAAUGUACAGAAAGACAAGAAUCACGUCCAGAGAGGUUUACUAUUCUUUGCUGUAAGGAAUGCAGAGAGCAGCAUGUCUGAAUUACCAAAUUAAUGAUGUGCUGAUGUGUAGCUCGCACGCACGGAGGAGAAAUGACAGAAGCUGACGUGAGAGUAAAACUUUUCAUGGUGUCUUUGGAGAUGGAACUUGCAUGCAAGCAAUCCAUACUUGUUAUGAGUAGACAAUUUACAUUGUUGUUUGUGUAAAUAAGCUAUUAGCUUGAUGGUUGCCAUUCCAAAUAAAGUAUUCUGCAUUGAUUAUUCAUCAUAUACAAUGUAAGAUGCAUUGUUGGUAGAUAUUAUAAAAUAUAUUCUGAUGGCCUAAAAACUGCUUUUGAAUAUUAAAUGAUCACUUUACCUUUGCCAAAGAUGAAACCAAAGUUUAGAUUUUUUUUUUUUACAUUCAGUGAGAGAAACAGUAUUUUGGAUGUUAAUGUAAUCACAAGCUUGUGCAUUCAGCCUGUCUAAUUAAAACAUUACAAAAGUAGAGCAUCUAAUGAUGUUAUCAUAACUUGAUAAGCUUGGCAAGCUUUUCAUCAGGAACUGUAGCAUUUUAAGCAUGGAAGUAAAGCACAUAAAAGUAAUUAACUAAAAUUAAUCUAUGCAUUUAUAAAAAAAACGUGGGUAGAUGAAGAGAUAAGUAACAACUUUUCUUGAUUUUUUUUUUCAUUACUAAAUACAAAUUAAAAUUGCACUUUUGUAUAAGAAACUGACUGGAGAACAAUUACACGUAAAACAGAUAAAGUGAUAAUUUCUGUCAGUAUUCAGGCAUUACUGUCUGAAAAUUGACAAGCUUGAUAAAUAUGAGUGGUUUAUAAAUAUUGUAAGCUAGAUAAGUACUUCUUUCUUUUAGUACUUUCAGCUAAUGGGGAUGAUAGCUUGGCAGAUGAUUGCAAACCAUCUGAAGCUAAUGAGCACUAUAUGUAGUUGUACAAUAUGUUAGUUUCAUGUUUUCCUUUAGAUUUAGUUAGAUUCGAUGGAGGGGGAAAUAAACAACAUCUGAUAGCUCUGAUAAUAAAGAAAGCUUUUUGUUCAUUCUACUUUUUCCCUCUUACAGCUUAGCCAGCUGAGUUUUAGUUUUCUCUUUUUUUGAGCAUACUAGCUAGACAGGGGACCCCAUACUGCUUGGAAUACCAUCAGUUCCUGCAUUGCCAUUGUUUGGUUUAGUAUCCUGUGUUCCUCGUGGCAUUGUAUUUACGUUGAUGUUGCCUAGUACUCUCUCUGUGCAGAACAGGAAAUGUUUUAGGAGUCCUGUAAAAUCAGGGGUGAGGCAGCUAAGAUGAUGGGUCUGUACACUUCUGGGAUAGCUGAACAGUUAAUUCAGUGAGUGCUUUAAUGAUUUAAAGGCUUAAUGCUACCAUCGUUGCUUUCUUUCUCAAGGUCGUUUUAAUUUCAUACAGUUGUGGAAACGUAGGUUUGUGUUUGAAUGUUAUGUUUGAGCAAUCUGUCAGAUGCUGUGAUUUUUUUUGUCCCCCUUUGUUUCUAAAUCCACACUCAGGUGAUAUGUAGCCAGUCAAGGUGAGGCAGUUGUGCAUGCCCAGAGGCAACAGAUAUGAAGCUUGUGAGCCUGUAGUACCCCAGACUGGAUUUGUGUCUUUUGGUUUAUCAGUCCUCCCCGAUAUCUUUUGUGCCUGUCUGCUAAUUUUGGUCAAACUCUGACAGAACGUAUCUUUUUGUAUGCUUAAAUUUCUAGAAGGUAUUGAAAAUAUUGGACUUUCAUACAUAUCCAUAUAAGUAAUACUGCUUGACUUCCUAGCUGGUGAGCCUGUCUGCUUCUGGGCCUGAAUGCUGCCAAGGAUAUUCUUACACUACCUGCCUGCCACAAGGUAGGCAAAAUAGGGAGGGAACUGUGGCUGUGUGUAAGCAGACUGUGUGAGAUGAAGCCAUGUGAGAUCCAGGAGAAUGGACUUAAUGUUAGAAGAGACUGUAAAAUAAAUAUAAGUGGAGAGCCUGAGAUUUUUCUGUCUGCAAUUUUGUGCAGAAACACUUAAAGCACAAGAAAUGAGUCUUGGCUCAUUCUACAGCUCAAUUUAUUUACUGGCAAUGGUUUAUUUACUGACAUUGAUUCAAAUAAAAUUAUAUUUCAGAAAUACUACUCAGUGUAUGUUUUUGUUUACUGUAUCUAUUUGUAGUGUAAGUUUUGCUUUCUGAUUACAAAAAAUAGUUUGUUUUCAGAUUGGAAUAAAAUAAUGACUUCCGUUGAAGUUAAAUUCCACUGCCAUUCAAAUUUAUAUCUUGAUGUGAUUUUAUCUUGGAUACUGAUUAUAAAUAUAUAAUAUGGAAUAUGUUUUGAUUUGAUACAAGAUUUAAUCUGAAAUUAAUUAGCAUCCAAUUACAGAAUUAAAGACGUUUUCCCUUCUGUGUCUUAGAUUCAUAUUAUUUGUGGAACAGCAUUUCCAGGAAGUUUUGCAGAACUCAUGGCUUGGCUUUUUCUCUUCCUGUACAUCUGGUUACCAUAGUUGGCAGUCUGUGCUCGUAAGGAUAUUAACCACAGUCAGGCAGUAGGUAUAAAUUUUUUCUAUCUAGCCAAUUUUGAGCUUACCAGGGAGGUUUAUUUCUAUCCAGCUGUUACUUUUAAGCCUCUUAUGGUAUAAAGGCACUUAACAUAUGGAAGUGCAGAAAUAGAAUUGGGAUGCUUAUUUGAUUAUAUUACUAAAUGCAACUUGUUGUUAAUAGAGCAAGUCUCUCAUUGCCACAGCAGCCAGUCCUGUAAAGUCAAAGGGCCCCUUUUUAUCUCCAGGGCCCUUAUCCCGUGGGACUUUUCCCAGAAGAUCCCUGAGGAGACUGUAUCUGCUGUAUGGAAGCUUGUAUGCCCCAAGUACUGUGUGCAGUUUUGGGUGCCACGGUAUAAGAAGGACAUGAGGCUAUGAGCAUUCAGAGGAGAGCAGCAAAGAUGGUGAAGGAUCUAGAGGGCAGCGUGUAUGAGAAGUGGCUGAGGUCCCUUGGUUCAGCCUAUAGGAGAAGAGGCUGUGUGUGGCCUCAUGGUGGCCUACAGCUCCUCGUGGGGGGAGCAGAGAGACAGCACUGAUUUCUGCUCUCUGGUGACAGUGACAGAAUCCGAGGGAAUGGCAUGGAGCCGUGUCAGGGGAAGGUCAGGCUGAGUGUUAGGAAAAGGUUCUUCACCAGAGGGUGGUGGGCAUGGAACAGGCAGCCCAGGGCAGUGGUCACAGUGCUGAGGUGCUGGAGUUCAAGGAGCAUUUGGAUUAAAACUCUCAGGCAUAGUUUGAAUUUUGGGUGGUCCUUUGUGGAGCCGAGGGUUGGACUCAGUGAUCUCUGUUGUGUCCCUUCCAACUUGGGGUAAUCUGUGAUUCUGUGGUAUAUCUGCUGAGCAGUGUUUGUGCCAUAACUCAUCCGUAGCAGUGACGUGUCUAUGGGAGGUGAUUUGUUGCUACCGUGUCUGGAUUAAUUUUACUUUGUUUUCAUUAGAAUCAACCGUACCAAUAUUGGAGUGUAUGAAAUAAGAAUCUUCUGUUUGUCUUAAUAUAUGUAUGACUGUUUGAGCCUUUUGGUACAGAAGACUGUUUUUGUCAGUUUGGGGAUUGAUGUCAUAGUAUUGCCUAUUUCAUACUGUAACUGAAUUUUAACUGGAAAAACACACCACACAUGGGGCACCAACUUUUUGAGAGUAAAUAAGCUUACUGCAGUUUUUUCUCAGGAGUAGCUCUGUAUUAGCUUGUAAACGGUGCCAUUCCUGAUGAUGCCUGAGUAUCACUUGGAUAGACAGAAACUGAUGUGAAAUGUUCCAGUGGUAAACGAAUGUAAACAUCUUGGGUCUCAACUGUUCUGUGUGAGCCGCUGUACUGCUUGAGCCAAAAAAAAAUCUAGGAUCUGGCAAUGUAAUCUUCCACAACGUACAGAAAUCUUUGUCAAGUUUUUUUUUCCUUUUUAUUUUGAGUAAAAUAAACUGUAAAAUAUGCUCUUGCUCUGUAAAAGUCUCUUUGUGCUAGCGUAAAGCUGUGUGCUCUGAAGACAGUGUUUCUGAGCAAAUGGCUUGCACCUCUCAAGGGGGGUGUGCAGUGCUAAGUAGCAGAAAGUUGCAAUGCAGUGUCCAGAAUUUGGCAGCAGCUCAUUUCUGCUUUGGCAGUGCACUCUAACUGUAGUGUUUAUUGUUGGGUUUUUUUUUUUCCUGGGUGAAUUACACUGUUGCUGCUGAAAGGGACUUCUUACAUAAACAUGAAUCAGAAGUGUUUAUACUUAUAAAAAAGCUGGUAUUGGAAGUGAUCAUUGUUUUGUAGAAUCACAGAGCAUGAGCACAGCUGUCUUUCUGAAGCCUUUUAAGCUAUUUCUAUAUCUUCUGGACUAGAAAACAGGAACUGGGAAGGAAAAUAGUGAACAUUUAAUACUUUUAACAUAAUCAUACGAGCAGGAUUGCAGCAUCAGGGCUUAUCUAUAGCAGGUUUUUUUGACGAUUAUUUUAAUGUCUUGAAAUAAUUGAAAGCUUAACAUCUCUUUUCAAUGGGUGUUAAAUUUUGAAUGCCUUUUUAUGGUCUAAGUAUGCAUUUGAUUAAUUCAUGAACAUCUUAUGGUCAGUGAACUGUUCUGGUGCUUCAGAAUAAAUACCUAGGAUCUCUAUAAAUAUUGGCAGUAAGAUAUUACCUCGUUACAUCUUAAUGAGUCUAGUUAUGCCUCAGAUACAUCUUUUGAUAUGUAAUGCUUUUGCUAAGAAGUGGGGUUUUUUUCAGGAGAGAGAAACAACUCUUGCAGUCAAAACAAAGACUUCAAUUAUGUUGACAUUUUCAUUCUAAAUUAGCACUUAAAAAGAUAAUUAAUAUAAGGACUAGCUGAGCCUUUAGGUCCCUAGCUCUUCAAUUCGAAAAUGGAUAAUUUUAAAUUAAUUUGACAGAAUAAAUACUUCGAAAAUGUUAUGUCUGAACUUCCAUGAUGUUGGAUGGCAGUAGUUUUUUGCAGCCAAAAUGUAGCGGUGACAGUAAAAAUGUUACCACGAAAACUGAUGUUGAGAUUCCAAUUCUAAACCUUCCUCAAAAAUGUAUCUGAGAAACUUAUUUGCUUUCUUGAGAACUUAACUGACUUCCUAGUGGGACAAAAAGUCACAAUGAAUAGAAGCACAUAGAGCUAAUUUGUUAAAUAAUGAUUUUUCCAUUUAGCCCACUAACGUGCUUAGAUGUGUCUGAAUAUUUGGAGCAUAUCUACCCUGAAAUUAUGCACUAAAAGUAUUUUAAGAGUAAUGAUGUUACUUAAAUUUUAACUUUUUAUUGGAUUGAAAUCAUUCUUUAACAUCUGCAUGAACGAACAGUUCAUAUGUAACAUCUGUAAAUGUCUGUAAAAGUGUUUGAUUAAAAAGUUCAUUUUGUUGUCUUUUACUGCAAGUUUAACAUCCAAUAUGCAUUCAAUUGUUCGUUUGAUCACAAGGUAUAACCUGAGAAACUCCUCCCCUGCUAACUGUCUGCAAGGAUUAAUCUCUUACUCUAUGGAGCUGCUCAUAUGAGAGAAGUUGUGUAUUUAAAUGUUCAGCUGCUCCACUCUUAAGAUUAUCAAUCAUAUCAGUCAAAAUCCACGUUCUCAAAUCUGUCUUCCAGUAAUUUUCCAAACCUCAGUAAUGUCAAAGGAAUCAUGCAGAAUCAUGUUCACAAAGAGGACCGUGUACCUGUAUUCAAAAAAUUAUGACUUGCCACAAGAUAGAAUAUGGUUAUUCAUCUGCAGCUAAGGUCAGAAAAGACCUCUGUGUGUAAGCAGUAGAAUCCUUACAAAGUGUUUACACUGUGUUUAGUUAAAAUGCUGCCACCCAGUUUACUUUUCUUAGCAGGUUUCUAAGAAAUGUGUGAGUGUAUUAGAAAAACCUACAAUGGAAUGUAGUCGUGGGUGUGGGCAUUUGGAUUUGUCAGCACCCACCCCAGGAAGAGAUGUCAAAGUUGAGGUUUGAGUGGUCCAAGUAAAUGGUUGUCUACCAAUUCAUCAUCUGAGAUCUCCACAGAGGUCAAUAACUCCCAGCAGGGAGACCCUAUAAAAUCUAUCGUGUCACUUAUAGUAGGGAAGCUUGUUGAGAGCAAGAAGGGGAGCCUCAAUUAUUUCAAGCAACCUUACCAGUUAAAACUGAAUUAAGUGCUGCUUACUUCAUUUUGUCAUUUUUUUAUACCAGCUCGUAUCUAAUUUAUAUGAAAGAAAUAUAUAUAAAUGUAUUCUAUGUUGAGAGCUUAUGAAAAACAAGUUUGUAUCAUCUAGAAAAAAUGAAAGAAAAUAGAAAAUAGUUCUGUUCUUUCUUCUUUUUAAAACCACAGCACUUUCUUUUCUGAUCUCUGUUUGAGCCCAUAGCUUCACAGCUGGAAAAGAGCAAUAAUUGGACUGUGUUUCCCAGAAAGUCACAAGAAAGUGCUGAAAAAGUGACAGAGUUGGCAAAUCUGCCAUUGUCUGAGCUUACUUUUACUGGGACAGUUUGAAUUUCAGAUGAGUCUGUUACACAAGAAAGAAUUCAGCAGAACCUCCAACAGCAGUCAUACCAUAUCAUCUUGUCAAACUAUGGAGCCCUGUACAUCAGAUGAAUUUUUUCAGGCUCUCAAUCAUGCUGAACAAAGUUUUAAAAAGAUGGAGAAUUAUCUUAGACACAAACAGCUAUGUGAUGUGGUGUUAGUUGCUGGUGAUCGUAGAAUUCCAGCUCACAGAUUGGUUCUCUCCUCCGUUUCGGACUACUUUGCAGCAAUGUUUACUAAUGACGUAAGGGAAGCAAGACAGGAGGAAAUCAAGAUGGAAGGCGUGGAGCCAAAUGCAUUGUGGGCUCUGGUUCAAUAUGCAUAUACAGGUCGCCUUGAAUUAAAAGAAGAUAACAUUGAGUGCCUGUUGUCUACAGCUUGCCUUCUUCAGCUAUCUCAGGUUGUAGAAGCGUGCUGUAAAUUCCUCAUGAAGCAGCUUCACCCGUCCAAUUGCCUUGGAAUCCGAUCUUUUGCUGAUGCGCAGGGUUGCACUGACUUGCACAAGGUGGCUCACAAUUACACUAUGGAAAAUUUCAUGGAAGUAAUUAGAAACCAGGAAUUUCUAUUGCUGCCAGCCACUGAAAUUGCAAAGCUUUUAGCAAGUGAUGACAUGAAUAUUCCUAAUGAAGAAACUAUAUUGAAUGCACUACUUACAUGGGUUCGACAUGAUUUGGAACAGAGAAGGAAAGAUCUGAGUAAACUCCUGGCUUACAUUAGACUGCCUCUACUUGCUCCACAAUUUCUGGCAGAUAUGGAAAAUAAUGCACUCUUUAGGGAUGACAUUGAGUGUCAGAAACUCAUUAUGGAAGCAAUGAAGUACCAUCUGUUGCCAGAGAGACGACCUAUGUUGCAAAGUCCUCGCACCAAACCUAGAAAAUCUACAGUGGGAGUGUUGUUUGCAGUUGGAGGAAUGGAUGCAACAAAAGGAGCUACGAGCAUUGAAAAGUAUGAACUUCGUACCAACAUGUGGACUCCUGUUGCAAACAUGAACGGGCGAAGAUUACAGUUUGGAGUUGCAGUCUUAGAUGAUAAAUUGUAUGUUGUUGGUGGCAGAGACGGACUGAAAACCUUGAAUACGGUGGAGUGCUACAACCCUAGAACAAAAACUUGGAGCGUAAUGCCACCUAUGUCCACACAUCGUCAUGGUCUUGGAGUAGCUGUAUUGGAAGGCCCCAUGUAUGCUGUGGGAGGACAUGAUGGCUGGAGCUACCUGAAUACAGUAGAAAGAUGGGAUCCACAGGCUCGUCAGUGGAACUUCGUAGCUAGUAUGUCAACUCCAAGGAGCACUGUUGGUGUAGCAAUAUUAAAUGGAAAGCUUUAUGCAGUUGGUGGUCGAGAUGGAAGUUCUUGUCUUAAGUCGGUAGAAUGUUUUGAUCCUCAUACAAACAAAUGGACCCUCUGUGCUCAAAUGUCAAAAAGAAGAGGUGGUGUAGGUGUAACUACGUGGAAUGGAUUCUUGUAUGCCAUCGGUGGUCAUGAUGCCCCAGCAUCAAACUUAACAUCCAGGUUGUCAGACUGCGUAGAAAGGUAUGAUCCAAAAACAGAUAUGUGGACUGCUGUGGCUUCGAUGAGCAUUAGCAGAGAUGCAGUGGGAGUAUGCCUUCUUGGUGACAAGUUGUAUGCUGUUGGAGGAUAUGAUGGUCAAACAUACCUUAACACAGUGGAGUCUUACGAUCCUCAGACAAAUGAAUGGACACAGGUUGCACCAUUGUGCUUAGGAAGAGCUGGAGCAUGUGUUGUGACUGUGAAACUAUAGAUUGUUUCCUUUGAGAAGGUGAUUUUCUCCACUACGGACUCAACCGAUAUCUUUUUUCCUCAAGCCAACUAAGAAAAUGAGGUGCAGGAUAUCUACAACAACGAAGUGUUUGGUCUCCAACCUACAUACAUACAUAUUAUUCUUUUGGACCAAUAUUAAGCACUUUUUAAAGAAUUAUCUUUAUUACCUGCACAUUGGAAGAAUUAUAAGCAAAUCAGCUGCAACCAAGAUGUUGCCAGCAAGGGACCUCCAUUGAGGAAAUACUAAGAAAUGAGUGAACUCAUUGUGAACUCACUGGGAUAAUCAAAUGCUAUUGAUUUAUGGCCUUGACCCCUCAAACAUGCAGAGAAAUCAUGCCAUUAAUAAAUACAAUUCCACCGAUACAAUUGAGGAUACCUGUGGGUGAAGCAAGUUACAGAAUUCAACGCCGUAUAUUUAAUUUGCCUAUAAUAAACAUGUUUUGCUGUGGGUCUCUGAGCUAUUACAGUGCAGGCUAACAAACCAAUGCAAACCAUUGUCAGUGGCAGGUGUAAUGCCUGCCUUAAAAAUGAAGAUGUGUAUUUGGUGAAUAUUUGCACUUUUACCAUCAUUCCUAGUUUAGAAAUAUUUUUAUUUAACCAAAGCCUUAUUUUAAAUAUUGUCUUAUAAUGCUAACAGAAAUCUGCUAUUUAAUUAUGUCUGUUUCCGAAAUCCAGCAUACUACUUGGAUAUUCGAAGGUUUUCCAUAAGAUGGAGAGCAUUGUACCUUUUCUCUGAUUCGGUUUUUAUAUUUACAUUGUUAUUUUUAAAGAAAACUCUGUAAGCAUGAGUAACUAGUGGAAAGAAUUCUCAAGUGUGAUUAGAAGUUAACCAAUUUAAUAAGAGCACUUUGAAUUUUUCAAAGCAUUCCAUUGCAUUUAGGCUAAGAGUCUACUUUGAUUGUCAGUAUGUUUUACAUGAGGCUUUGCACUAAUGUGAAAGGUAUACUUUGAUAAGAUGAAAUGAAGCAAUCGUUUUUCUUUUUCUCCAGCAAGGUUCCUUCAAAAUGCAAAGAGCCAAACCGCCAUUUGGGCGUGUUCAGCAUCUUGUAGGAGAGUUGUGUAUGCCUCACAGGAUUUUUCUUUCCAAAUGCUUUAUCAUUUGCCUUUUUUUUGACUCCUACGCUCUGCCACACACUCGUUUGGAACAGUCUGAAUGUUCUCUGGAAGUCUUUUAGUAUUUGCUUUUCUGUGCCUUUCCUCCUUCUGUGUUGAAAGCGGCGGGCAGCGCGGUGUGCUGCUUUCUGAGGGAACGCGGAGCUGUCAGCUCACAGAAUGUUUUCCAGGAGUCUGAAGCGUCCGACACCCAAAGUCUUUGUACGUCUGUAAUUUUAAAUUUCAGUGUGUCCAUGCUCUCGACGAACUAUUUAUUGGUUUAAAGGAAACUACUAAGCGGUGAAACUUGGUGUUGAAACCUGCUUUGUUUUAAAUCGAAUACAGCUGAACUUAAAUGCA